Molecule: messenger RNA, 4178 nt
Organism: Nomia melanderi (Alkali bee)
Lineage: Eukaryota; Metazoa; Arthropoda; Insecta; Hymenoptera; Halictidae
Source: RefSeq, a predicted model, not a curated record
AUCGCUACCACUGUUACAUUGCUCGUACAAUCACGCAAUUCGGAGGAACGUGAAACGUAAUCUUAAAAUACCGAAUACAGUUUCUUUAAAUAAGAUCAUCUUCUUACCGGGUUCAUUUAAAGCAAUCUCGGUCUCAUCACCACUCGCGGACGACAUCUUGCCCUCAAAGCAAUCUCUGGAAUGUAAAACGCAGAACCAAAGGAGAAAAUGGCGGCACUAAGUCGGAAGACCUCUACAGGAUACUCUUCCACACUAACACGAUACGCUGAAUUAAAUGCUCAAACUAGUUUAUCAUCGAUUGAUAAAUAUUUUAUCGUAAAACAGUUGACGAUUAUCUAUAUUCCACCCCAUUUCCCGCGUUUUUAAACACGAUUUACAGUUUAUUUUCUCCUCGUUGCUAACCACGUAAAUGUCAUUACACAUCAGACGGCUCUUAAAGAGGAUGUCUCCCGAGUAACUAACAUCGACAGUUGGGUAUUUUUAUUUCUGACGCGUAGGUAUACAUAAUUCAUUGAUAUGCAUUUUCCAAAAUAAAGAUAUAAUAAUAAGAUAUGAUAUAAUCAAUUUAAUGUAGACAGUUCUAUCCUAUGUAUCGCGUUUAAUAUGGAAUGAAAUUUCAUCCACGUUAUUGACGAUUUUAAUCUGUCAAGGUUAUCUUUCCGAUAAUGCUGAUUAGUCGCGAAAUUCAGUUGUUCUCUUUCAUUUGAACAAAAUGCAUCUGCUUCGUGAAUCGUGAAUCGCGAAACGCGACAAACAAUUUCUGUUAGAGAGAUUCAAUAAUAAAACUGUAUAUUUUCCGUUACGUCUUUGUCUUUCUAUAGAAUCGACUUAAUCGUAUUCUUUUAAUUGCGCAGAACCUUGCAAACGAAGCGUUAUAAUAAAAUCUCGUGGUAUUUUCAUGUUAAUUCAAAGAUAUUGAAACUUCUUGAAAAGAAUACGAAUUUCCGUUCGUUCUGAAUUCCGUUUGGAGAUUUACUUUUAAAAGUUGAAUACUGUAUGAACUUCCAUAGUUUGGCUGUUGUAAAUGAAAAUACACACACACACACACACACACAUACACACAGGUAUGCGUACAUGUUGCAAAGUUACGAAAAUUCUCGUAGAAGAAGAGGAAUAUCAAAAUAUACGCAUGUGCAAGAGGAUUAUGGUGAAGAGCGCAAGUGCAUAGGAUAAUCUAUCUUCUGUGAGUAUACACUGAGCUACCAUCUGAAUCCUUUCCUUAAGUUAUAUAUUGUUGUAUACGUGAUUUUGUAAAACGACGCUUGUCGAUGCUCAUAACUCGAUGUUAUUGUACAUCGAUGCUUCAAGUUGAACGCGAAUCAAAACAAGCGAUGCUGAAGAAGACCACAAACCACUCGAUUUCGUUCGUAAUCCGUCGAUUCCGAGGAUCUCGGAAUUCCGAGUCUUCUUGUUCUCGUCCCUCGUUCUCCUCGAAGGAGGAGACAGUUUCGAAAAGCACGCCAAUUAUCUUUCGAAACCGUUUAUCGAGAUACCAAAACAUUUUUUAAGAGAAAAAGAACGAAAAACAUGGUAUAAGACUGGUAUAUAUUCAUUUUCGCCCAAUGUUCUCGUAACGUUGGGAAUAUCGGAAUGUUGUUUAGUCUGAAUUAUUUUUGACGUUAAUAAAAGCGAUCCGUGCAAUACGAUUUUGAAAAUUUCGUGAAAGGAGAUGUCUUACAGCGAUGGCGGUCGCCCGAUCCGAAAAUUCGGCACCAAAUCGCCGAAAAAGCUUUGCGUGACCAAAAAUGAGAAUAACGAUAAAACUACGACCACUAUUAAUUGCAACAGUCAUCAUCACAAUCAUUGCCACCAUAAUCACCGAUUUCUCGACACUCCUCAACCGUCGGUACACAAACGUAAUCUCUACAUUGUUUCUUUCCCCUUGAUACUGCUUUUCAAUGUUCUGCGAACGCUUCUUUAUCAAUUGUUCGUGGUGUUUAAGUAUUUGUAUACAUCCACGUCUCAGCUGAUCCAACGAAGACAGGCUUCCAAGCAAAGCUGCCAAUUGGAGAUAGUAGUCGGUCAAAAGUCCGUUGAAACUAUAAAUAACAAUUUGAAUAAUUCUGGACAAACAGAGAAUGAAGGAAUGUCGCAAAUACCUAGAAGAUCUAUAGGUCCUGGACCUGGGGACCCGCUGUUUGCAAAACAAAAACAUCAUCAUCGUAGAGCUUUUGAAUUUAUUAGUAAAGCGUUGAAAAUUGACGAGGAUAAUGAAGGCCAGAAGGAAAUGGCGAUUGAACUGUACAAGAAAGGUAUCGGAGAAUUGGAGAAAGGAAUAGCCAUAGAAUGCAGCGGUGGCCGUGGAGAAGUAUGGGAACAUGCUCAGAGGUUGCAUGAUAAAAUGCGCACUAACUUAGCAAUGGCAAAGGACAGACUGGACUUCCUUGUGAGUGUGUGUGAGCUGAAAAACAUGGAUAUCUCCAAUGAUUGUCACGGUCCUGGAAAUAAAGCGGACACCGAACAUCCAGGAAAGAAUCUGAGGGCUCGUCGCAAUAUACACACACUACAAACAACUCGAUCUUCUUUAAACACAAAUCAUACAAAGAACACAAACAGUACACAAACAGUGAAUAUAGGGCAGAAUACAUGUACCCAAAUUCCCAAGUUAAGGCCACGUUCACCAAAAAACUAUUGUGCCCAUUCUGAAGCGUCCGGAAGAAAAUUAUCUGUUCCCGGAAAAAGAGUCGGUACAGCUAUAAGUAAGAGUCAGACGCUGCCUCGAAGUAUGGGUCGAUCACCGCCAGUUCAAUCUUGCCAUCGAGUUGCACCUGUUAAGCCAACGUCUACACCACCCUCCGUAAAAAGACAAUUGUCUGUACCUGGAAAUGGUUCGCCUAUAAGGAGGCCGGGCACGCCUACUGCAACAAAUAGUAAUAGAGGAACGCCUACUAGAAAAGUACCUAUUUUAAAGGGUGUGGAUCCAAAGCUUGCACAAGUUAUCGUAGAUGAAAUUUUAGAGGGAGGGGCAGCAGUACAUUGGGAAGAUAUUGCUGGCCAAGAGACUGCAAAACAAGCGUUACAAGAAAUGGUAAUCUUACCUUCGUUGAGACCAGAAUUGUUUACUGGUCUAAGGACACCAGCCAGGGGACUGUUGCUGUUCGGUCCACCGGGUAACGGGAAGACGUUGCUCGCGCGUGCGGUGGCUACUCAGUGCAAUGCUACGUUCUUUUCAAUAUCUGCUGCUAGUCUUACGUCAAAGUAUGUCGGGGAAGGAGAAAAAUUAGUGAGAGCUCUUUUCGCUAUAGCGCGAGAGUUACAGCCAUCUGUGAUCUUUAUCGACGAAGUGGAUUCGCUGUUAAGUGAACGUAAAGAUAACGAACAUGAAGCCUCGAGGCGGUUGAAAACAGAGUUUUUAGUUGAAUUCGAUGGGUUACCGUGUAAUCCGGAAGAAAGAGUGCUGGUCAUGGCUGCUACGAAUAGACCUCAAGAAUUAGACGAAGCUGUCUUAAGAAGAUUCACGAAACGCGUGUACGUCACAUUGCCCGAUUUGCGGACGAGAAUCAUUUUGUUGAAACGACUUUUAGCUAAACAUAACGAUCCGCUGACGCCAGAAGAGCUAAAUGACAUGGCAAUUUUGACGGAAGGAUAUUCCGGCAGCGACUUGACAGGCUUAGCCAAAGAUGCAGCGCUUGGUCCUAUUAGAGAGCUCAAUCCAGAUCAAGUAAAGGAACUGGAUCUAAACUCAGUGCGCAACAUCACAAUGCAAGAUUUCCGUGAUUCGCUGAAACGAAUCCGUAGAUCGGUAUCACCCGCGAGUUUGGCAGCGUACGAGAAAUGGAGUUUGGAGUACGGUGACGUAAGUCUAUGAUCAUUAAGAAAUAGCUAAAAAGCAUGACGCUUAAGAAUAAGUUUGACUGUCGGUUUGCCAGUCUAACAGAGCAACGGAAACAGUAAGAAUUACGAAUGACGAGAAAUAUACAAAAGUGAUUUUCUGCGAUAUUAAUUAUUACAAAAUGUAAAUACAUCAGCUUCUAACAUUUUUGAAGUUAAUUUACAAAUGGUAAUAUCUAUAAAUAGAGAAAAAAAAAGAAUAUUACGAUAAGCGAAAGACACUAUUGCUAUGCGUGUUUUUUAAACCGUAUUGCAGCUAUAACACUGUAAUAUUAACAGCUUUAUACCACACACACAUAUAUAUAUAUAUAUAUAUAUAUAUAUAUAUAUAUAUAUAUAUAUAUAUA